Molecule: messenger RNA, 1318 nt
Organism: Salvia hispanica
Lineage: Eukaryota; Viridiplantae; Streptophyta; Magnoliopsida; Lamiales; Lamiaceae
Product: protochlorophyllide reductase-like
Molecular function (GO): protochlorophyllide reductase activity
Source: RefSeq, a predicted model, not a curated record
UGCAUCAAACAAAUCUUAAGAUCUUUUCUUCAAUGGCUUUGCAGUCUGCUGCUCUAUUACCUUGUGCAUUUUCCAUCCACAAAGAGGGAAAAUCCGGCAAGGACUCAUGCUUCUUUGGAGUACCAUUUUCCGACUAUAUCAAAGCGGAUUCUUCGUUGAAACUAAAGCACGGUUCGAGGAAACAGAAUGUGACUAGAGCAGAGGCGGUGGCAGCGACAGCAGCCCCGACAUUCGCCCCAGCCACGGCACAAGGCAAGAAGACUCUGAGGAAGGGCACGGUGAUCGUGACGGGCGCCUCCUCAGGGCUAGGGCUGGCCACCGCAAAGGCCUUGGCCGAGGGCGGUAAAUGGCACGUGAUCAUGGCGUGCCGCGACUUCCUCAAGGCAGAGAAGGCUGCCAAGUCCGUGGGGAUGGCCAAGGAAAACUACACCAUCAUGCACUUGGACCUCGCGUCUCUCGACAGCGUGAGGCAGUUUGUCAACAACUUCAAGCAGACUGGCCAGCCUCUCGACGUCCUCGUCUGCAACGCGGCCGUGUACCAGCCAACAGCCAGAGAGCCAUCGUUCACAGCCGAAGGGUUCGAGCUCAGCGUGGGCACCAACCACCUCGGCCAUUUCCUUCUCUCGAGACUAUUAUUCGACGACCUUGUCAAGUCCGACUAUCCAUCGAGGAGGCUCAUAAUAGUCGGCUCCAUCACGGGGAACACGAAUACAUUAGCCGGGAACGUGCCUCCAAAGGCGAACCUUGGGGACCUGAGGGGGCUCCAAGGCGGCCUCAGCGGGCUCAACACCUCAUCCAUGAUAGACGGGGGAGAAUUCGACGGAGCCAAGGCCUACAAGGAUAGCAAGGUGUGCAACAUGCUGAUAAUGCAGGAGUUCCACCGCCGUUUCCACGAGGAAACCGGCAUCACCUUCGCAUCCCUCUACCCCGGUUGCAUUGCCACGACCGGGCUGUUCCGGGAGCACAUCCCCUUGUUCAGGCUGCUCUUCCCUCCUUUCCAAAAAUUCAUCACCAAAGGCUUUGUAUCUGAGGAAGAAGCUGGAAAAAGACUUGCACAGGUUGUGAGCGAUCCGAGCUUGACGAAAUCUGGAGUUUACUGGAGCUGGAACAAGGACUCAGCCUCGUUCGAGAACCAGUUGUCGCAGGAGGCCAGCGACGUUGAAAAGGCGCGAAAACUGUGGGAAGUCAGCGAGAAGCUCGUUGGCUUGGCCGACUGAGGUUGAGGAAGUUUAUGUAGAGAGGGAGAGAGUAUCACAAAAUUCAUCUUGUUUAGGAUCAUAAUAAAACACUCAAUCCAUCCUUUUUUUGUACUGCUAAA